Messenger RNA from Colletotrichum orchidophilum, 429 nucleotides. RefSeq lists its product as uncharacterized. The coding region runs from base 1 to 429 and encodes 142 amino acids. The record is from RefSeq and is a predicted model, not a curated record. NCBI's taxonomy places the organism in Eukaryota, Fungi, Ascomycota, Sordariomycetes, Glomerellales, Glomerellaceae. The transcript has 2 exons.
AUGGCCAAGAAGCCUCUCGCUGUCCACAUGGUGUGGCUAAGCAUCCGCAUCGGAUGCGUGUCACCCGGGAUGAACAUGCACAUCUUCGGAGCGCGGAUGGGUCUGCCCGCUGUCGAUGAGCCGGUUCGAGCGCACCGUCACGCUCCAUAUGACCACAGGCACGCGGCGGUCACUCCAUUCGCGAUGGAGAAGCCCCGGGGCUGCCUAGACCCCGUCGAGACCCAACCUCCUCCAGUCAUCUCCCCAGUCACGUCAAGUCCGCGCCCACCUCGUGACCUCCGUCAAGAUGAGUCCACGGCCAGACCAGGGGUUCGUCGGUGGUUACCCAAGUUCUUGUUCUGGAUCGUGGUCUGGCUGCAGGUCGUCACUCGCGAGGCCAUCUUGGACGCGACCCUGAUUCACGCCCACGCACAACAGCAAGCGUCGUGA